Molecule: messenger RNA, 1292 nt
Organism: Stomoxys calcitrans (stable fly)
Lineage: Eukaryota; Metazoa; Arthropoda; Insecta; Diptera; Muscidae
Exons: 3
Coding region: 596-1075 (159 amino acids)
Source: RefSeq, a predicted model, not a curated record
UGGUUUUAGUUCUAAAAGCUAAUUUGACGUGAACGGUUUUAUUUGUGCAGUGAAUUCGUUUGGCUUUUUUGUUCGUUUGACGCUUUGAGAUAUUUUGCAUGCGGGUAUUGGGUGGGUGUGUGUCUGCCGCACUACAGUGUGUAUUGUGUGAGUGUGUGGCUGUGUUCAUGAUGAAUAAGAAAUCACACAGGCCAAUUAUUGCAUUCGAUGCUUGCACAUAUUCAUGCCUUACUCAACACAUUACAAAAUUCAUGAAGCAUUGAAAAACAUUGACAGAAAACUAUGACAAACAAACAUAAAAACCGCAAUGCAUCAUAAAAAUGAAAAUUGUAAUUUGCUGGCGAAAAUUAUUAUUUAACAAAUAAAUGAAAAUGUCAAUGUGAUAGCUGGCCGCAUACGAAUGCAGCAAUAACUGAUAAAAGGCAAGAGCAAAAAAACCAAACAACAACGAAUGCCAAAGUGCUCAAUGCUUAUUGAGCUCACAACAAAAAUAAAAUCACACAUAUAUUUAAAUAAAUUUGCUGAGAAACCACCCCAAAACUACAAAAAAAAACAACAACAAAUGGUCGAGUUCAAUUCAACCCGGUAGGCCAAUAUGACACCAGAUAUAACUAACAAAACGAAAGCUACCACCGCUACUGUGGCAGCGGUAGCAGGCACAACAUCGUUAGCAGCUGGAAGAACAAUAAAAUCAUCAGGCCCCACUGCCACAUCUAGCAUAUCACCAUUGUCCCCAUCAACGCGGUCAACGUCAUCCAUAAAGCGACAUCUGUUGACAAUCGAAAAGUUACGAAAUCGUGUGCGUCAAAUAUUAAAAUGUGUAAUAAAUUUGCACAUUGAUAUUCUGGUAAUCGAGUCCAAUGUUAAUCAACUCAUAGACGAUGUCAAAGAGCUAAAUGCUGAUCUAAUGGAAUGCCAGCGUCUAGAUAAUCUGAUACAAACGCUUCGAGACUACAAUGGACCUACCAUUUGCCACGAAUGGCCCUUCCCUUUGGUCAAUCAAGGGACCAUUGAUGAAGCUGACCUAGCACAAUCAUUGAAUUCUAAAGAACUGCUCCCACCCACAGCAAAGUGAAAACGAUUCCAUAUAUUCGCCCAACGAUAAAAGACACAGUAGUAUUUCAUGAUAAACAAAAAAAAAAAAAGAUUAUAUAUGUCUAGUGUAGAUUUUUCUUAUUCCUUUGUAUAGACUGGUAUUUUUAUCUUACUUUUUUAAUUUUAAUUGUUUGUAUAAAAAACAAAAACUCAAAUAAAGUACGAGCAUAGUAUCUUAGCAUGUGUAAAUAAGCAAA